Messenger RNA from Hordeum vulgare subsp. vulgare (domesticated barley), 2845 nucleotides. RefSeq names its product extensin-like. The transcript is spliced from 5 exons. NCBI's taxonomy places the organism in Eukaryota, Viridiplantae, Streptophyta, Magnoliopsida, Poales, Poaceae. The coding region runs from base 1722 to 2627 and encodes 301 amino acids. The record is from RefSeq and is a predicted model, not a curated record.
UGAAUACCCCCAUUAUUCUUUGAGUACUGUGAGAAGACUAACCUUACCAUGGUUCUCUUGAUGCUUAUGUUGCUAACGUUGAUUUACCCUGAUAUGUAGUUUCGGUUCUUAAAUCAAGGCUCACACUGAUGUAGAUGCCUGUCAUCAUGGAAUAAAGAGAAGUUUACUUUGGCUGUUCAAGAUGAUGAGAUGUUUGUCCUAUUCUAAUUCAUAUAAACAAGGGAUAUUGUACCUAGCUAACCUCAAAUAUUGGAGAUGGGUGAUGUUUCGAAGCGAGCAGCUACGUGAAUUACUCUAACCAAGUAACAGUGCAAACAACAAAACAGUGGACAUCCGUUGCAUCUUGGAGUGAUCUGUGCCUGGACAGCAGGGUGUGGAAUCAAGCUGCCCCAGAUCCUGUGCGCUCGGUGUCUGCUGAUGAGCACGCAAGGCAAGCGUCUCCCAUGUGAUGUGCCUCUGAUGCCGCACACAAUUCCGUGUGCUAAUCGUCUGACAGAGAGACGGUGGUGAUCGUGUUUUCUGGGCGCAAUAAAGCUUUUUAGUCAUGGCUCCGUUUCCAGCCCAUGUUGAGGUUCUCGGUGCGUCUUUCCUCUCUCCAUCGUACGUCUCUCGCUUUCCCAUUGUCUUUACCAUUAAUGCGUCAGCUGUUGAUGAAAAUGUGAGCCAGCUAAUAGCGGGCCUCUGCACGCUGUGGUGGCUGCAGUUUUGCUGUGCCGAAAGGGGUACCUCUAUCAAUGUUGCUUUGUACACAUAAUUUCUCGACGGUUCGCUUAAGUCAUCUUUUUUCUUGCUUGCUACUAUAUGAAAUAAUACGUUGGCAUAUAUGUAAUGCGUGUUGUUAAAGCUUAGUCAUGUCUUGAGGAAGUCUUGAUCCACUAUCUAAUACUGUACGCUGGAAGUCUGUCCUCAUUCGUCCUUUGCCCACAGUAUUAAGCAAGCUGCGUUUGGUCUGAGCGAUCAAUUCCAUCUACCACGAACCUAUUUGCUCUUAUAAAGAAAAGAGGGAGAACCCAUAACGGAUUCGGUUGAAAACAGAAGCUGGUCAUACAUACGAUGUUGGCUGCGAACCCGGAGAAAAGAAUUCUCCGAGGAACAACUCAACAGAGAUAGUACUACAAUAACAAAGCAAACGAUGGCGUAUGGUUAGAUAGGUAAUCUCGAUUUGUUUUCCUGCCUUGACCAGGUCAACCCAUUUGAGGAUGGAUGAAUGAUAAUGGCAACUUGGUGAGAACAAUUCAUUUAAGAAGCGGCCAUGGCCGCAACAACCAGCGGUCCUCCCUCCUGCCCUCUUCCCUCCCCUCUACUCUAGUUAGGUGGAAGAGGUUUUUGUUAAGCUUUGAGCUGUUUCCUUUGGCUCCAUCCUCCUUUCCAGUCCAUGAAAAGCACAGCACAUUCCCAACUGCCACCUUGCUCCGUCGCCUCCCAGCUGUGUGUUGUGUCCCGUGCCCUUUAAUUAGCCCGCUGUCAGUUCCAGCAGGCUUCUGAAACUCCCCAAUCAUAAGAACCAUCCUGCCCUGCCCUGCGCCAACUUCCAUCGCUCUGCUAGCCUUCCGGCUGCUGCUCCCCCCCUCUCUCCCUCUCCUCCUCGUUUCCUCUUGUGAAUUGUGAUCAAGAGGGGAGCGAGAGAGAAGAAGAGCGGGGAGGGGAAAGAAGGAUCAAUCGCCCGAGAGCUUCUCCCUGAUCAGUUCAUCACCAGGCGCAAUCAUCCUCAUCGUUUCUUAAUGGCCGGGAAAGGAGGGCCGGUGGUUCCCAAGUUCGGGUCGUGGGACGCCGAGAACAUCGGCUACACCGUCUUCUUCGAGAAGGUGCGCGAGAACAAGACCGCGCCGGUGCCGGGUGCGGCGCCGGCGCCGCCGCCCAGGGCGCACGACGACCAAGAGUUCGACCCCUACGAGUACUACGAGAACCUCAGCCGGAACGUGCCCUCGCGCCCGCCCAGCUCGCACGGCCACGGCCACCAGGCGCCGGCGCAGCACUACGACCACCUCGGCGGUAGCGUGCCCUCGCGGCCGCCGAGCUCGCACGGGCACGGGCACGGGCACGGCCACCCCUCGCCGGCGCAGCACUACCCCGCGCAGCACGGCCACGGGGGGUACCACCGGCGGAACGGGAGCAACGGCAGCAGCGCCGCGUCCGAGGUCAGCAGCCGCGCCAGCAAGUUCUCGCCGCCCAGGCCGUACCAGCCGCGCUACGGCAACAACGGCGGGAGCUACAACCAGCACCACCAGCAGGGCGCCGGCGAGUACGCCGCACCGGGGCCAAGGCACCACCCGCACGCCGCGCCGGCGCCGAGGGCCGUCGCGUCUCCUCCGCGCCACGCGCCACCGCCGGCGAACGAGCGGCAUGGCGCGCCGCAGGCCCGUGCCGCCAAGGCCCCGUCGGCCGUGCCCAAGUUCGGCGUGUGGGACGAGCAGAACGCGAACGCGAACGCGGCGGCGCAGGGCUUCACGGUGCAGUUCGAGAAGGUGAAGCGGCACCGGGAGGCCGCCAAGGCCGCCGCGCCGGACGUGCCGCCGCAGCUCUCGCCGGACCGGGCGGCGCCCACGUGGGGCCACCCGCGGAGGAAGCCCAAGAAAUCCUUCCUGUCCAAGGUUUACGGGUGCCUGUUCCCGGUGGUCAGACAGUGAUGGGGCAGCGGGUUGUUAGUAUUAAUCCGACCGUAGUGGCUGCUGCUUUUGAUCUUAUAUAUACAUGUUUUCCGAAAGGAACCCUUGGUUGAUAAUGUAUACAGUAUUUCAUUUGUUCUUUGGUUGUUCGUUGUUACGGUACUACUAUAUGUAUACUCCCGGUAUUAAUAAAUCAUGGCAAGAUAAACGAGAUUGCUAAAUCUCAGUUGUUCGGACUA